AAAUGUGGUUUUUUAUCUUUGGGUCCGCCAUCUUGGCGCUGCAUCUGGGUACUCUUGGAAGUAUUCCCGCGAAGACUGAAAGUCCUCACCAAAGCCGGAGAAUUUCUGCCUUUUCUGUGUGUGUUUUUUACUUUUUUCGGGGUAUGUUUCUUACUUUUUUUGUAUGUUCUACAGACUCAGUCUUAUAAGUGUAAAUACACGAUAACAAUGAUAUUUGAUCGCUAAGUAAAAGCUUGUGCAGUGACGGUCUCUAAAGCGUGGAGCAGCAGUGACACCAAACCCUAUCUGUAAUAUACAACAAAUAACACUCUCGUGCUGUAAAGACAACGAUUUUUAUGCGGAUUUAUUUCUAUUGUGACCAAUUUUAAAUAUAUUCGAACUCCUUAUUAUUUCGGCUUAUAUCCCAUUUACAUAGAUUAUCGUAUUUACUGUAAUUUAAAGACACUUUAAUUAUAAGAAGCUUUUAAAGUUGACUCAGAUAUAUUUUGUUGCAUGAGCUGUCGGCCGAACUGAAGGGUAUUGGUUUUGGUGUUUUAGAACCCAAAUAGACUCCAAAUCUCUCUGGGUAAAGGUCAAAAAAGAAACUCAGAGUUAAUAGUGAUUUUACUCUCGGGUUUGAGUUGGCACGGUGACCCUGAGGUUAGUCCCUGCCAUGUUGAGAUAAUACUUAAUGGAAUAAAAACAUAUUGAUCUAAGUUUAAGUAUCUUCAUUUAGGACCUUUGGAGUCUCUGCAAAACUCACGUCCCUAACCAGUGCCACAUAUGUUUUCUGGUGUAGAGUCCCAGCAUCAUGAGCAAGAGGAAAGUUGGAGCUGCUCACAUGCCUGUGGGAGAAUGCAUCACACAGGUUUGACAGAUAAGCUCGUUUUUGUUGUUGUUACUACAGAAUCUGAUUUAUUUCAUUACAUUUCUGUGCAAUGUUUUUCUGGAUCUUUCUGUGCAGGUUCAGGAGAUUUUAAGGCAGCGGUUUUGCCGUCAGAGGGUCCCGGACAGGCCUGGAGGAGUGGAAGCUCAGCACAAGUGGGUGUAUUUGAAGUCACAUCAACCUAAUAUGCACCAAUUUCUACAUCUGUUUCUGUCAAACAUCGCUCUGAAUGAAAUAUUAACUAAGUUUUUGUUCUUUAAUUUGUAAAGAAAUACUAAAAAUUCUCUUUGAAGCUCGUGAUUAUGUUUAAAAGAGCUUUUCCUCUCUGAUUAAGUGUUUAACAUAAGAAAGCUAAAACUGGACACAAGUAACAAACUAGGGUCGUAUGAAGUAAGAGAAGAAGCAAAAAUCUUCUUGGACGGGGAUUUUUGCGACGCUCAGAGGUUUAAAAAUGGAAAUAAUCACAGAGGGUGUCAGGGGAGCUGUUACCUGUAAAAGACAUGUGUUAGUGUUCAGUCUCAGUUACAGUGAGUGACCCACUUUGCUUAUAGCAGCUUUGUCCCAGUUUGAAGCUUGAGAUGCUCCAGUGUCCCAGCUGACUUAAACACAACAGCAUCCCAGAGACUGAACUCCACCUCAGACGGUCAGGAGUCAGUUAUCUGCAGCUACACACCUCUCCUGUAACCACAGAGCGCUUUAUUUCUACCACUGCUGAUGCAUUGUGGGUAUCCAUAACACUGUAUUUUGCAGACACCUUCUGGGGCUGCUGAAACGGACGGCUGUCCACGGGGAGAGUAACUCAGUGCUUAUUGUCGGGCCCAGAGGAGCGGGAAAAACAAUGGUGGGUCUUGCGCUGAAAAUGGCCUGAUGGGUAAAAAAACAAACUCAAAGAUGAAUCUUUGUGAAGUUUGUUUUAGACCGGGGGAGGGACCGACUGUCUGAUGGCGUUUGUGUUUUUGUGUGCAGCUGCUGAAGUGUGUGUUGAGGGAUCUGAUGGAGGAGAAAGAAGUGCAGAAAAACCUGCUGCAGGUUCAUCUCAACGGUACUGAGUCUCUACCAAACCUAGGAUUAUUUUUGCACGAUUCGAGGACCUAUAGAUGUUUUUAAUUCAGAGGUUUUGGGUUUUGUAGGUCUGCUGCAGACUGACGACAGAAUAGCACUCAAAGAAAUAACACGGCAACUCAGUCUGGAAAACGUAGUUGGAGACAAAGUGUUUGUAAGUAUUUUGCAGGAGGUUAAAUCAACAUUUAACAGUCGUGAAUCUGCUCCUAAAACCUGCCUCUGUUCUGUUUCAGGGCAGUUUUUCAGAGAAUCUAGUGUUCUUGUUGGAGGCUUUAAAGAAAGGUAAAAAAAAUCUGCAUAUUGACUGUGAUCGCCAUAAUUUUAGACGUCAUGUCUGAAGGCUUUUCUCUCCAGGUGAUCGAAGCAGCAGCCGCCCCGUGUUGUUCGUCCUGGAUGAGUUUGACCUUUUCGCCCACCACAAGAAUCAGACGCUUCUUUACAACCUGUUUGAUGUCUCCCAGUCUGCCCAGACUCCCAUCGCUGUGGUGGGGCUCACCUGCAGACUGGUGAGCCUCGAUCAAUCACCCUAACUCCAUUCAGAUUCUACUUUGAUCCUGUUUGUGGGAUUUUUCAGAGUUUCUUUCUCAUAUUUAUUACAGGAUGUUCUGGAGCUGCUGGAGAAGCGGGUGAAGUCGCGGUUUUCUCACCGUCAGAUCCACCUGCUGAGUAGUCUGACGUUCCCUCAGUACCUGGAGCGGGUCCAGACCCAGCUCAGCCUGCCUGACGACUUCCCAGACGAGAACUUUGCUCAGAACUGGAACUCCAGCAUAAAGGUGAGUGAAGGAGGGUGAGGAUAAACUGUGUUUGCACCAGUUAUCAUUUUUAUCACCCGUUUGGUCUGAUUUCUGUCGUCAGGCUGUGUGUGAAGACAAAUCAGUCAGAGACGUUUUACAGAGACACUUCAACUCCAGCAAAGACCACCGGACGAUGAACAUGCUGCUGGUAAAACUUGAGAGUGAAAACACUGAAUUUAGAUGUCAUCUCCUGCACAUGUCCUUGUUCUUCAGUGCCUCAAAAUCCUUGAUCAGUGCUCACGGGUUCUUCGUCAUCAGUUUCGGUCUGUUUUUAUCCCCAGAUGUUGUGUCUGAGUCGCGUCUCUGUUUCCAAACCCACCAUCAAACCUGCAGAUGUGCUGGAGGCCAGCAGGAUGUGUUUCAGUGACGCCAAGGCGAACAUGCUGCAUGGUGAGAAAUAAAAAACAAACUCAAAGACAGGACUGGAUUUCACACUCUCUCUCAUCAUUCUGUCUCUUCUGCUCUCGUCAGGUUUGUCCAUCUUGGAGCUGUGCCUCAUCAUCGCCAUGAAACAUCUCAACGACAUCUACGAAGGGGAGCCGUUCAACCUGCAGAUGGUUCACAACGGUGCAGACGGGUUCUUUUGUUAAUAAAUAAGGAUUAUAACGAGUUUGAACUGCUGGACAGCUUCUUAAGGAGAUGAGAAACAGGAAAAUCAGUGAGGGGGAUCUGUUCAAAUAAUGAAUCCUCCCUUUUUGUCUUUCAGAGUUUAAGAAGUUCCUGCAUCGAAAGUCCAGCUCCAUGUACAACUUUGAGCAGCCCGUCAUCAUGAAGGUCUGAAUUUAACGUUAGAAGAAAAACAGUCAAUAUUUUAAUAUUUAAGCCUCUGUAAUUACAGACCUGACUUUGGUUUGUUUACUCGUGUCUCUGCAGGCCUUCGAGCACCUGCAGCAGCUGGAGCUGAUCCGGCCCGUAGACGGCUCCUCAGCCAAAACUCAGAGGGAGUACCAGCUGAUGAGACUCAUGCUGGACCACAGUCAGAUCAUGGAGGCCCUGCAGAAGUACCCACAAUGCCCCACUGACGUCAAACAGUGGGCCAUGUCAGCGUUCGGCUAGGACUCGGUGUUCACCCGCUGUUUUCUUCUUGAACUUUGUUUUUUUCUUGCACACAGAUACAAACCUUUAAAAAACCAGCACUGUGACUUUAAUCAGGGGCCAAAAUGACCACCGGGAGAAAACAUGGCUUCACGUCAUUAAAUCCACACCAGACUGUGACCGUUUGUCUCUGUAUGACACUUGAAGAGUUGUGAUCUUGAAAUAAAAAGAGUUUUGUUUAACUGACAUGAAAAAAAUAAA
Molecule: messenger RNA, 4017 nt
Organism: Xyrichtys novacula (pearly razorfish)
Lineage: Eukaryota; Metazoa; Chordata; Actinopteri; Labriformes; Labridae
Source: the annotation of a GenBank genome assembly